AAAAGUUCUCAGUUAUCUUCACCUUUUUGCAACCACUUGAACCAAAAAAGAAAAAGAGAGAAACUGUUCAGCUUCUUGAGAAAAUAACAAUUGUGUGUAAAGUAUCUAUGUACGUACAGGAAGGAGGGAGAUAUAUAUUUAAAUGGUGGCAUGCCUUGUCGGCCAUUAGAGCUUCAAAGAAUGGAGCUACGACCCGUCUCUUUGAUUCAACCGUAGAUCCCCUUCUCAUUAUCUUUUUCAUUGAUUCUCAGUAUCUUUAAUAUAAUUUACACUUACCCAUAACGGACUUCUCUCUCUCUGCCUCUUUUUCUCUUUAUUAUGUUGAGGGAGAUCUUCAUGGGUUGGGGAAAAAAAAAAGGCCAAGUAGAUUCCUGCGUCCUUUUGGCGGUUUUCAGAUCUUAUUUUUGGUUUGAAGUGAAGUGGGUUUUUCUUGUACUUGCUGCUGAUUCAUGAAUUCCCUUGUUCUUUCUUUCUGCUUUCAUGGAGUUGGUCUGAAUGUUGCUGCUAUUAAUUAUUAUCUCUUCUUUGAUGGAUGAGUGCUUUUUCCAGAUUCAAGAUUUUAUCAGAUUGUGUGAUGAAUUUGAUGGAACCAAGGGUCACUAAAAUGUUGAGGAAUUUAAAGUUAGGAAGAUUUUUGGAUCUUGGAUUUGCAGGGUUCAUUCUUGUUGCUAUACUUUUGCUCCAUACUUCAGAGGGUUUAAAUCAUGAGGGGCAAUGCCUAUUAGAGCUGAAGAAUGGCCUCCAUGAUGAAUUCAACUAUCUGGAGAACUGGAAGUCUACUGAUGACACACCUUGUAGGUGGAUAGGUGUGAAUUGCACUUCAGGUUAUGAUCCGGUGGUCGUGUCUCUUAAUUUGAGUUCCAUGAAUCUGUCUGGAACACUGAGCCCCAGCAUUGGUUGUCUGAUCAACUUAAUAUAUCUGGACCUUGGUGACAAUGAGUUAACUGGAAGCAUGCCUAAGGAGAUUGGAAACUGUUCCGUGUUGGCAUUCCUUUAUUUGAACGAUAAUCAAUUCAGUGGGACCAUUCCUGCUGAAUUGGGUAGACUGUUCUAUCUGAAAAGUUUGGAUAUCUGCAAUAAUAAAAUAUCUGGUUCUCUUCCAGAGGAGCUUGGCGACUUAUAUCACCUGGAUGAGUUUAUGGCAUUCACCAACAAAUUGACUGGUCCACUGCCACGUUCGAUAGGAAAUCUGAAGAAUCUGAGAGUAUUACGAGCGGGACAGAAUGCAUUCUCUGGUAGCCUCCCUGCAGAAAUUGGAGGGUGUCAAAGCUUGGAAGUACUUGGUCUUGCCCAGAAUGUUAUUGGAGGGCAAAUUCCCAAGGAAAUUGGUGUACUGGGGAGCUUGAAAGAUUUUAUUAUGUGGGAUAACAAAUUGUCAGGUUUUAUCCCUGAGGAGCUUGGAAAUUGCUCUCAUCUGGAGACCCUUGCAUUAUAUGGAAAUUGUCUGGUGGGACAAAUACCAGCAGAACUUGGGAAUCUCAAGUUUCUGAAGAAGUUAUACCUAUAUAGAAAUAAGUUGAAUGGAACCAUUCCAAAGGAAAUUGGAAAUCUAUCUAUGACAACAGAAAUUGAUUUAUCAGAGAAUUAUUUAACUGGUGAAAUUCCAAUUGAGUUGGGCAAGAUAAGAGGUUUAAAAUUGUUGUAUCUGUUCCAGAACCAGCUCACUGGGAUUAUACCAAACGAGUUUAGUAACUUGAGGAACUUAACAAAGAUUGACCUCUCCAUCAAUUUUUUGACAGGCCCUAUUCCAUUUGGUUUUGAAUAUUUGACAGAAAUGCGUCAGUUGCAGCUUUUUGACAACUCUCUGAGUGGCAGCAUUCCUCGGAGGCUCGGACUACAUAGUCCACUUUGGGUGGUUGAUUUUUCAAAUAAUCACCUUUCUGGAAAAAUACCUCCUUAUCUUUGUAGGCAUUCGAACCUAAUUUUGUUGAACCUUGGUUCUAAUAACCUGUAUGGAAAUAUUCCAACUGGGGUCAUGAAUUGCAAAACAUUGAUACAACUCCGUCUGGUAGCAAAUAGGCUUACUGGUAGCUUUCCUGCAGAACUGUGCAAAUUAGUGAACCUUUCUGCUAUUGACUUGGACCAGAAUGAGUUCAGUGGACCAAUUCCUCCAGAGAUAGGGAACUGCCAAAAAUUGCAAAGGCUUCAUGCUGCAGCAAAUUAUUUUACAUCUGAGCUGCCUAGGGAAAUUGGUAAUCUGUCUCAACUGGUGAUCUUCAAUAUCUCAUCGAAUUUUCUUACUGGGAGGAUUCCGUCUCAAAUUGUUAAAUGCAAGAAACUUCAACGACUUGAUUUCAGCCGGAAUAACUUUGUUAAUGCUUUGCCAGAUGAACUUGGAAACCUUAUGCAACUUGAACUUCUCAAGCUUUCUGAAAAUAAAUUCUCGGGGAAGAUACCUGCAAGUAUAGGAAACCUUUCUCGUUUGACUGAGCUACAAAUGGGGGGAAAUUUACUUUCUGGUGAUAUACCUCCAGAAUUAGGUGCUCUUUCAAGCUUGCAGAUUGCAAUGAAUCUCAGCAAUAAUAACUUUUCUGGGAGUAUACCACCCCAUCUUGGAAAUCUUAACGUACUUGAACUCCUCCUGCUUAAUAACAACCAUUUGAGUGGUGAAAUUCCCAGCUCAUUUGAAAAUCUUUCGAGCUUAUUGGGCUGCAAUUUCUCUUAUAAUGACCUUACUGGUCCUUUACCCUCCAUUCCGCUAUUCCAGAAUAUGGCUACUAGUAGCUUUAUUGGAAAUAAAGGGUUUUGUGGUAGGCCUCUUCCCAGUUGCAGUGCAGAUACAUCUUCUCCCUCACUUUCAUCAUUGGAAGGCGUGAAUGCUCCUACAGGUAGAAUCAUAACAAUAGCUGCUGCUACAACAGGUGGUGUCUCUUUUAUUCUAAUAAUUAUUAUCCUAUAUUUCAUAAGACGUCCUGUUGAGACAGUUCCUUCGUUGCAAGAUAAUGGGGUACCGUCCCUUGAUUCGGACAUAUACUUCCCUCCAAAGGAAGGGUUCACUUUCCAAGAUAUAGUUGAGGCCACGAACAAUUUUGAUGAUAGCUAUGUUGUUGGAAGGGGUGCGUGUGGAACAGUAUACAAGGCAACCAUGUAUUCUGGGAAAACGGUUGCUGUUAAAAGGUUAGCAUCUAAUAGGGAGGGUAACAACAUUGAGAACAGUUUCCGAGCUGAGAUUUUAACCCUUGGAAAGAUCAGGCAUCGCAAUAUUGUGAAGCUUUAUGGUUUUUGCUAUCACCGUGGCUCUAAUCUUCUUAUCUAUGAAUAUAUGGAAAGGGGAAGCUUGGGAGAAUUGCUUCAUGGGGCCUCUAGUGUCUUAGAGUGGCCAAUCCGCUUCAUGAUUGCUCUUGGAGCUGCUGAAGGUCUUGCUUAUUUACAUCAUGAUUGCAAGCCGAGGAUUAUUCACCGCGACAUUAAGUCCAACAAUAUUCUACUUGAUGAAAACUUUGAAGCCCAUGUCGGUGAUUUUGGCUUGGCAAAAGUGAUUGAUAUGCCUCAGUCUAAAUCAAUGUCAGCUAUUGCAGGAUCAUAUGGAUAUAUUGCUCCCGAAUAUGCCUACACUAUGAAGGUUACCGAAAAAUGUGACAUUUAUAGCUAUGGGGUAGUUCUAUUGGAGUUGCUUACUGGUAGAACGCCUGUACAGCAUCUGGAUCAAGGAGGCGAUCUUGUCACAUGGAUGAGACAUUAUAUUCGAAGCCAUUCAUUCACAUAUAAGAUUUUUGAUGAACGAUUGAAUCUUGAAGAUAAAAAUAUGGUUAAUCACAUGAUUGCUGUCUUAAAAAUUGCUAUAAUGUGCACAAGUCUAUCACCCACAAAGCGACCUUCAAUGCGGGAAGUUGUGUCUAUGCUUAUUGAAUCUAGUGAAGGAGAAGGAGAAGGAGAGUAUGUUUUACCAAUAACUUACGAUCUUCCUUUGAAGGAUACCUCAUGAAAGUAUGUGACAAUUUUCCAGCUUUGUUUUUUAACUGAGAUUAUUUCUUUUCACACUGAUUCUGCACGUUAUUUGUGUAAGGCCUUCUGUACAUCUUUCUUAGAAGAAAGUACAUACUGCACAUUUCUGUGAUUACAUUACGGGAGUAAUUGAUUUUACUCCCUGAAUCUGUAUUUCAUUUUGUUUUAAACAGUACAGGAAAUUGUAUACAGUUGACAGUUAGUACAAUUUAUAUACAUGUAUAUAUAUCUCAAAGGU
Carica papaya (papaya) is the source of this 4183-nucleotide messenger RNA. RefSeq names its product Leucine-rich repeat receptor-like protein kinase family protein. Gene Ontology annotation, molecular function: protein kinase activity; ATP binding; protein binding. The record is from RefSeq and is a predicted model, not a curated record. Gene Ontology annotation, biological process: protein phosphorylation. Lineage: Eukaryota; Viridiplantae; Streptophyta; Magnoliopsida; Brassicales; Caricaceae.